GUAGCGAUUAAAUACAAAAACCAAAAAAAUGACGGAUUCUGCUGCUGCCGAAGAUUCGGGUGAAGCUGCCUCAGAUCAUGAUUUUAUAGAGUUGAAGAGCAUGCAGGAUGUGGAGGCAUGCGACCAGCGGCAAUUAUACCAGUAUAUUGAAAAACUACAUGGAAUUAUCCGCAAAUACGACACCAGGCUUGCGGCCAAUAAACAAAAGCUGAAACAAUUAAGCAAUGAGACAAAGCUAUGUCCGACAACCACAAAAUCUAACACAAAUUUGGAGGAGAGAGAAUCGCCUGCAAAACAUGAUACAAAUAAGAAGGACCCUGUCACAGAAUAUUCGGCUACGGAUGCCUUCAGUUUUGUGGACGAGAUGCGCCAGGCGGCCAAGCAUGCGGAAAACCUAAACAACUUCGUAUAUGAGCCGACGUCCGGCAUGUACUACGAUCCGAAGACAGGCUACUACUACAACGCGGAGUACGAUCUGUACUACGAUGGCAACACGGGCUGCUACUACAGCUACGAUCACGGCAAAGACUCGUACGAGUUCCAUUCGCAGGCUCAGGUGCAGGCAAACGACGCAGCCAAGCCCGGAUCGGAGCCCAACGAUGACGAGGAUGAUGAGGUGGAGUUUGACGAACUCGGCGGUGUCAUAACGGACACGGCAACGCUGCAAAAGAUUAAAACUGAAAAGCAGAAGCUUAAAGAACGAGCCGAAAAAUCCAAGCGCAGGGCAAAAAAGAAGAAGGAAAAGAGCAAGAAGCACAACAAGAGUAAGCGUAAGAAGGAGCGUAUCUCUAAGCCGAAAAAGAAGCGUCGCAAUGCCGAUGAUGACAGGGUCGCUGAGGACGGCGAACUCCAGUCCAGCGACUCCAGUACCAGCUCCAACUCCAGCGAAAACGAUAGCAGCAGUAGUGGCAGUGAAGAUGACGGCGGUGUUCCCGUCUUCAAGGCUGCUGGACGCUUUCAAGACAUCGCCAAGAAGUAUCCGCCCUCGCUGCGGAUCAUUGUGCAGGAGACAAAUGUGGAGGAGUUAGUGGUCGGGAGCCUGCAUUUGAUCACAUACAAAGGCGGAUCGUUGGGUCGCGAGGGCGAGCAUGAUGUCAUCAUACCGGAUGUAAACGUGAGCAAGAGUCAUUUGGAAUUCUUUUACGAGGCCAAAACGGGAAUCUAUAGAUGUCGUGACCUUGGCUCCCGGAAUGGCACCGUCCUCAAUGGCAUGCGCAUGGCGAGCGAACCGAUGGAUCUGGUCCACGGGAGUGUCGUCACCAUUGGACAGACUAGACUUUUGUGUCAUGUGCAUGAGGGUAACAGCACGUGCGGACUAUGUGAGCCAGGUCUGUUGAUAGAGACGCAAGCACCGGUGGCAGCCACAGCGUUGUCAUCCACUGCGAUGGUACUGACACACAAGGAGCAGCUGAAGAAGCUGCAAAAAAAAUACGGUCUGGAAAAUGAAAAAUUUGUUGAGGCUAGUGGCAAUGGACAGCACAAACCAAACUACAAUGAUCGUGCGGCAACGCGACGCGUCAACGUGGGAAGUAGUACGGACAAGGAAAAAACGGAGGUGGCCUGUGUGCAUACCGAGAUUGCCAGCUCCAACAAAGGGUUCAAGAUGUUGAGUAAGCUUGGAUGGCAAAGAGGCAAUACUUUGGGAAAGACGAACGCCAGUGCGGGGCUGCUGACGCCGAUCAAUGUGGUGGCCAACGAGGGAACCAGUGGUCUGGGGAGGAGUGAAACUACAGGCGUUCCUAGGCCAGUAGAGAAACGCAAAAUAGCCAAUUUAAAGAUCACCCAGGCGCGAUAUCAGCGGGCCAACGACAUAUUCGAGCAGUCCGACGAAAGCGAUUGAAAAGCAUUAACAUUGGAAGAUGGAAACACAUUUAUUUAACAAUUACUCAAACAUAUGCGUAGGUGUGUGUGUGUGGAUUAUGUGUGCAUAUGCUUUUAGACUUGUAUAUAGUAUUAAUUAAAAAUCUUUCUAUACGGUUAAGCUAUCAGUCAUUGAUUAAUUUAGCUUCGCUUUAAAAAAAGUAGAAAAUGCUAAUAUUAAAUAAAUAUGACAUCGUUCGGCUACAUAUGGUCUCGUGUGGCUAAACUAAGCACACGAAAAUCAAUCGUUUAAACUAAUAAUUAAGUUGCCUAUGUUAAUGUUAAAUACAAAAGCCUCUUAAGAUA
Drosophila guanche is the source of this 2166-nucleotide messenger RNA. RefSeq names its product angiogenic factor with G patch and FHA domains 1. The record is from RefSeq and is a predicted model, not a curated record. The transcript is spliced from 9 exons. Bases 29 to 1840 code for a protein of 603 amino acids. Gene Ontology annotation, molecular function: nucleic acid binding; protein binding. NCBI's taxonomy places the organism in Eukaryota, Metazoa, Arthropoda, Insecta, Diptera, Drosophilidae.